AGGGGCCUUGUGGGCGGAGCUCGCACAGUCUCCCGCACCCAACCCUCUUCCCCCGCCUCGGCCACCAAGCGCCUCCAAGGACGCGCAUUUCCUGCAAGGCCUCAGUGUGCCCUUUGGCCGAACCCAACCGAGGACCCCAGCCCUUCCAAACAGGUCGCGAUGGUGGAUGAGCUGGUGCUGCUGCUCCACGCGCUCCUGGUGCGGCACCGCGCCCUGUGCAUCGAGAACAGCCAGCUCAUGGAGCAGCUGCGGCUGCUGGUGUGCGAGAGGGCCAGUCUUUUGCGCCAGGUACGUCCGCCCAGCUGCCCCGUGCCCUUCCCCGAAACGUUUAACGGCGAGAGAGCCCGGCUCCCCGAGUUUAUCGUGCAGACGGCGUCUUACAUGCUCGUGAAUGAAAACCGAUUCUGCAACGACGCCAUGAAAGUGGCAUUCCUAAUCAGCCUGCUCACUGGGGAAGCCGAGGAGUGGGUGGUGUCCUACAUGGAGAUGGAUAGCCCCAUCCUAGGCGAUUACCGGGCCUUUGUCGAUGAGAUGAAACGGUGUUUUGGCUGGGAUGACGAGGAAGACGACGAGGACGAGGAAGAGGAUGAUUACUAGGCCUCGAGGGGGAGGGACCUGCACGCCGCCUCCCCCACCUGCCCCCUGCCACUCCCGGAGCUGCAGCGUUCAGUCCCCUUCUCUCUGCUGUAUCCCCUUCUCCGCCCCCCUGUUCUCUCCUCCAUCCCCUGUAGCGUUUGUCUUUGUUCCAGGAAUAGCUCUCCAGUCACCUGCUGCUAGGACUGGGGCUGGGCCUUGCUGAGAAGCUUGCUGUGUCAACUCUGGCCAGCCCCAGUCCCCUUCCCCUGCUACUCUGAACUGUGCUCUGAAUCCCAGUUAUUGGCCAGGCCCCUGUUAAAACUGUGCUGACCACCCACAGUCCUGCUGCUGCCACCCAUCUGCCUGCCAGGCCUACAUCUGCCUAUGAUGCCACUUUACCACCAUCUACUCCAUCCCACCGACAGACCACUGCUUUUGUAGAUAAGGACCAACAUAGAAGAUGCCUGAGUUGGCUACACCUCUUCAGACUGAUUUGGACAGCUCACCAGUUCCUGAAAGGGCCAGUCUUACAAGCUGGUUAGUUGUCUGCUGACUCCCAGGUUCCUUCCCUGCCCUACAGGGAUUGCUGCAGGAGCCUGGUGUGCCUGGCAGCCAAGAUACUGACAUUUCUUUUCUCUAAUGGACCGGUUUUGCACGGCUGUUGUCUUUCAAAAUCACAGCAGUCUUACACAGAUGUUUGUGUUUGGACGAAUGAUGAUAAAAACAAUGAAGCAAAUAAGCAGAAGCAGGCACUCAACCCAGCUCCUCAAUACUGCCUGGAAAAAGCAUUGGCAUUCUUUUCAAUAAAUAUCAAGCACUACAAAAAAUA
This is a messenger RNA of Heterocephalus glaber (naked mole-rat), 1405 nucleotides long. It is a transcript of the gene Ldoc1, whose product is annotated as LDOC1 regulator of NFKB signaling. The record is from RefSeq and is a predicted model, not a curated record. NCBI's taxonomy places the organism in Eukaryota, Metazoa, Chordata, Mammalia, Rodentia, Bathyergidae.